Molecule: messenger RNA, 1665 nt
Organism: Lodderomyces theae
Lineage: Eukaryota; Fungi; Ascomycota; Pichiomycetes; Serinales; Debaryomycetaceae
Gene: CET1
Product: polynucleotide 5'-phosphatase
Exons: 1
Coding region: 1-1665 (554 amino acids)
Biological process (GO): polynucleotide 5' dephosphorylation; 7-methylguanosine mRNA capping
Cellular component (GO): mRNA capping enzyme complex
Molecular function (GO): polynucleotide 5'-phosphatase activity
Source: RefSeq, a predicted model, not a curated record
AUGAAUGUCGGCUCAAUAUUAAACAAUGAUCCUCCUCAAGGUGACUCAAAGUCGACUUCUCAACCAGCACAAUCUCCCUCCACUUCCAAUGUACUGCGGUCAUCGGUUCCUCAAGCGCAGCAGCAGCAGCAGCAACAGCAAGGCCCUCCUCGUCAACCACAGUCUAGUCGCUCUUCCAUACAAUCGGUCCAUGAAAGACAUUCCAUCACAAAUAUGUUGAACGACACGACGCAAGAGGAGGAACCACCAAGGGCCAAUACGGAAGCACACGUGCCGCUGCCUCAAGAACAUCAACAAGGUCCUCCACCCUUAAGUGAGUUUCGAAAACCGUUUUCCUCAAGUGCCUUGAGCUCUCCAGUUUUGGCCCAAAGACCACCUCCAACUCAGGCGGGCAGCAAUAGUGGGUUCUCGAGCUCGCGAACAAGUCCAAAUACCUCAAAACGAAAUAGUAUUGCCAACUUGACCAAUCCUGAAGAUCAUCCCCCGCCCACAAACAAACGUGAAGAGGCAAACUCUACGCCGCGUCAUAGUGAAAGGAAAUCAAGUACCACACCCACGGUUAUUCCAGAUGAAGAUGACUUGACCAAGAUCAAAAAGAUCAAGCAAUCAAAUAAACCUCGCAGAUACAACACACCUCCAAUCUGGGCGCAAAGGUGGGUUCCUCCUAACGAACGUGGUGCUGGUGAUGUUUACGACGGUGGUUCACUCAAUGACCGUGGCCAUGUGGAAGAGGUAACGAGAAUUUCACUGAAGCCAGUCUUUGACAGAACCGUAACAAAUUACGUUGAUCUACAAUGUAGUAUAACCGGUGUGAUUCCACCAUCAUCGAUUACGCGUACAAUAUCGGAAUGGAUAUUUGCCAACUUUGCCAAUAUCGAAGAUUCCAACAGAGCAUUUGUUGAAUUAGAGUUGAAAUUUGGAAAAAUCAUUGACAAACGAACAGGGAAUAGGAUUAAUUUGAAUGUUAUAACCGAGUGCAUAUACACCAACGAUUCGGAUAUAAGAUUUGAUAUGGAGGUUGAAGAGAUUGCAUGGAACGAUAUACGUAAAAUGUUUGACGAGUUAGAGAGAAAAUUCCAAGAGGAUAAAAAGACUGACCAUAGCAUUCGAGACAAGCGGAAAUUCAAAAUGCUCGAAUCUGAUCAAACCGAUUCAUUUUAUCAGCUAGGUGGUAAACAUGAACAUUUGCGCAAGGUGAGAAUAUCAAAGGACAAUCUACUCGACCCACCCAGAUACACUGCCAUCCAAAAGGAACGAAUUGCUGACUUGUACAUCCACAGCCCGCAGGCAAUGUAUGAUUUACGUCUUUCGCUUUCGUUGGAAGUUCCAGUACCCGAGGGUAACGUUGAAUCUAUCAUGUCAAAGAGCAGUCCACAAAUGCAACGUGAAAAGAAGCGCGUUUCAUUUACUCAUACACCAACAAUCACCCAGUUUGAUCUUACGCGAGUAAUGGUUCCCCGUGAGUACAAGAACAAGUCAGGUAAGAAAGUGGUGAAUCAUGAGACAAAAUAUGAAGUCGAGAUGGAAGCUGAUACGUUGGAGAUAUUCCAAUCUAUUGAUAAGGUUAGACAAGGUACUGAUUCUUUCAGGUUGGAAGAAGUUGUGGAGAUUUUUUUGAAUAAUGCAAGAAUCAUCAAUAACAGGGUAACGAAGUUGGCAUUGUAG